CCAUGGAAGGCUCCCCGGACCAGGAGGGCUUCUUCAACCUGCUGAGCCAUGUGCAAGGUGACCGGAUCGAGGCACAGCGCUGUUCACUACAGGCCGGGCCAGGCCAGAUCACCGAGAACCAGAGUGGCCCCACGCCUGAGAUGGACAGCCUCAUGGACAUGCUGGCCAGUACGCAGGGUCGCCGUAUGGAUGACCAGCGUGUAACAGUCAGCAACCUGCCUGGCUUCCAACCCCUGGGCCCCAAGGAUGGAGUGCAGAAACGAACUGGGACUCUCAGAACCCAACCCCUGCUCACUCUUCAGGACCCAACCACUCUCAGCUUCCGUCGCAACAGCAGCCCCCAGCCCCAGACACAAGCCCCCUGAGGGCCCAUUCUGGG
Nycticebus coucang (slow loris) is the source of this 379-nucleotide messenger RNA. RefSeq names its product Purkinje cell protein 2 (gene PCP2). The transcript has 4 exons. NCBI's taxonomy places the organism in Eukaryota, Metazoa, Chordata, Mammalia, Primates, Lorisidae. Gene Ontology annotation, molecular function: guanyl-nucleotide exchange factor activity; protein binding. The coding region runs from base 3 to 365 and encodes 120 amino acids. The record is from RefSeq and is a predicted model, not a curated record.